GUUGGUUGGUGAUCAAGUGGAAAUUGCAAAUUCGUAAGUGCCUUGUAAAACCACUAAAAAUGAGUACGAUUGGUCGUUAAACUAAAUUGUCAAUUGAUGUACUUCCAUAAGUUAAUAUUCUCAUUCCACUAACAAAACUGUCCAAUCAUUCAAGAUUCCAAGGAUAAAUAAAAUUUUCGAAAUAUUAACUUGUACAACAGGGGAACCUUUACCUACUCUUAUACUGGGUGGUAUCUUACUAUCUUACCAACCGCGCUACUGUUUCCAUAAAUAUUAUUUGGAAUCAUACAUACGAUUGAUCGAUGUGAUAUUUGAACGGGCUUCUCCUUCGUAGGCAACCACCACUUGACUGAUUCUCUGUACAAAUCACAACCGUGUCAUCAAUGUUAGAUCAACUCAAAUGAAUACAACAGAAAUUAUAUAUUUGCAACAGCUAAGAAGAAGAGGAGUAAGAUUUGAACGUAAGCUCCAGACCUUAAGUUCGAAAGAAGAGUCAAAUAUGCUUUACUAAACCCUAAUACUAUAAUCAAUGAAAACACCCAACCUUUGUUUUUAAUUGGUUACCACCAAACUAAGCUGACUUCACAACUGAAAGAAACAUGUUAUCUAAUAUGCAUUACCUACAACCAUCAAGGUGGUUGUAUUAACUUAGUUUUAUAAUAUCACACAAAAAUUUCAACGAAUAAAGCUAAAAUGAUUGUGGAACUUAAUCAACUAUUACAUGAUGAAGGUUCAACUCUGCACGGCAAAUAAUGCAGUGGGGGAUAGCAGAUAUUGUAAUAUUUCAAAUUAACAACCUUGAGGGGAAUGUAUCGCCAACAUUUUGCAUAGCCAUCAGGGAGGUUUCUUGAUCAGAUGAUAUAAUAUUGAGGACGGUUUUUUCAGGGUUUGGUAUUGUAUUUUGUCAACCAGUUAGAAAUGUCUCCUUUACUAGCUUUGUUCAAAUGGAAACACCAAGUUGUUGUAUUUUUCCCUGUAAGUUGUAAUCAGACAUUAGUCUGACAAGCAAAGAAAAGGAUAAAGCUUAUUUAUUUUAUCGUGCCUGGAUGAACAUAAGAAACUCAAAACUUGAACGAACAAGAUGUAAGAAUAUAUAGACGUGAUGUCCAAUGCUUGACUCCUAAGGAGCAUCGACUCAUCAAUUUUACCGAAUCUUUUAUGAUAUCAACUUAGAAGCAAUUAAUGUAAUGGAAGAAUAAGAUAGGGAAUAUCAUUUAAAAUGAAAAGGCCAUAUCAAAGUGUCGUGCCAACAUGAAGAAGGAAAUCAGUCGUAAUCAUCAUUUAAAAAAAAAAGUUGUUCGCACUAAUUCUUUAACUAAGUUUUCAUUUAGCUUUUUGAUUAUAAAUUCUAGCUAAUAAUGCAUUAAGGUUUCAUUCAUCACCUAAAUUAUAAGCUUUCAUUUGUUGAGUAUUUCUCCAAAUAUCAUCACCGAUCGUUUUUGUUUCUAAUGGGGGAGUAUUUCGACUCGAACUGUCCGAAAAUUUACGUGCAAACUUUUGAAGAUGAACAAAUUGUCAAUCUUGAUGUCAAGAUUAUAGGAGACCCAACUUUGGUUCCUCCAGCGGAGGAGACACCAACGGGUAUAUACUUCUUGGCUAACAUCGACAGGGGAGCUGACAUGAUUCAAACUAUUCAUUGUUUUAGCAAAACAUUUGAUGGAAAGGGUUCAGGUGCAGCUCAAGCCUUGAAAGAUGGCUUAGCGAAAGUUCUUGUUUACUACUAUCCAAUUGCUGGACGUCUCACGUUGAGUGAGAAAAAUAAGUUCGCAAUCGAUUGCAGGGGCGAAGGUGCUCUUUUUAUUGAGGCUGAGGCCGACUGUAUGCUGGAAGAGAUGGGUGACUUGACGCAACCCAAUCCUGCUACUUUUAAGAAGCUUGUUUAUGGGAAUCCUGGUCCAGUAAACAUACAUGAAAAUCCUCCUCUGCUUGUGGCUCAGGUGACCAAAUUCAAGUGUGGAGGAUUUGUUCUUGGACUAAGCCAGAAUCACACAGUAUUUGAUGGAAUAGGUGCAAUGGAGUUUGUCAAUUCAUGGGGUGAAGUUACUAGAGGAGUACCAAUGACAAAACCACCGUUCCUAGAUCGAACCUUACUCAAAGCACGAACCCCACUUAAGACACAAUUCACUCAUAUACUCGAGGAAAUCGUAGACAUCUCAAACAAUGAGGCUCUUUGGGAAGUAGAAAAGCUCCUUAAUAAAUCCUUCAUUUUUCACCCCGACAAGCUAGAAAAACUAAGAGAAAAAGCCAUGGAAGAUGGGAUUCUGAAAAAAUGUACCACUUUCGAAGUACUUACUUCUUUCAUGUUGAGAGCGAGAACUAAAUCAUUAGGACUUCAUCCUGACCAACAAGUAAGGCUACUCUUUCCUGUUGAUGCUCGGUCUAGAUUUGAGCCGCCGUUACCAAAAGGUUAUUUUGGCAAUGCAAUCGCGUUAAAGAACUGUCAGUGCAGCGUGAGGGAGAUGCUAGAUAGUCCAUUGUCAUCAACAAUACAGCGAAUCCAACAAUUGAUUAGGUUGGUUACAAAUGAAUACAUGAGAUCGACCAUAGAUUCCUUAGAAGAACAUGAACGACCGUUACCUAAAGCUCAUACCCUAUUUAUAAGUGUUUGGACUAGGAUAGGAUUCCAUACUAUGGAUUUUGGUUGGGGAGAGCCUAUUUUCUCAGGCCCUCCAACGUUACCAACAAAUGUAGUCUUUUUCUUGGCUCACGGGGAAGAAAGGAAAGGCAUAAACUUGUGUCUAAGUCUGCCUGUUUCAGCCAUGAAGAUCUUUGAAGAAACAAUAACUACAAUUGAGUAGAAUCGAGAGGAAAAUAUUUUAUCUAUAUGUAAUUAUCUCAACAACAACAAAGAUGUUGAUUAUUAUUUGUUAUGCAUGAUUGGGUAUAAUUUUAUGCUUUUGUAUUUAACUAUAGUUAUACUUGAUUCUAAAUAUAUUGUAUUCUUUGAA
Papaver somniferum (opium poppy) is the source of this 2948-nucleotide messenger RNA. RefSeq names its product omega-hydroxypalmitate O-feruloyl transferase-like. Gene Ontology annotation, molecular function: acyltransferase activity, transferring groups other than amino-acyl groups. The transcript has 2 exons. Bases 1449 to 2798 code for a protein of 449 amino acids. NCBI's taxonomy places the organism in Eukaryota, Viridiplantae, Streptophyta, Magnoliopsida, Ranunculales, Papaveraceae. The record is from RefSeq and is a predicted model, not a curated record.